UUCAGGUACGUUCAGUUGCUGACUGUCAUCGGUCAGUGCUGGGUGCCGGGAUCGGUUUCGUUUGAAUCGGUGAAAAGUGACAGAACAAAAAAAUCCAAUAUGUUUGCCAAACGGUGCUCGUGGAUAGUUCUGCUGGCCUUUGUCUGCAUGACUCGAGGUCAGAGCCUCUUUGAGUUGUCCAUCGUUCACAUCAACGACUUUCACGCACGCUUCGAGGAAGUCAACACGGCUAGUGUGACCUGUAAUCCGGAAAAAGGAGACGUUUGCGUGGGCGGCUAUGCAAGGACGAUGACGGUGUUGAAGAAGUUGCUUGCAGAAAGAACGAAUCCGAUUUAUUUGAAUGCGGGAGAUAACUUCCAAGGCACCUUGUGGUAUAAUAUUCACCGAUGGAACGCAACGGUGGAGUUUCUGAAUAUGCUACCAGCGGACGCGAUGACGAUCGGUAAUCACGAGUUCGAUCACGGGGUGGAAGGAGUGGUUCCCUUUUUGGAGCACAUCAAUUCCCCCGUCCUGUUGGUCAAUGUGGAUAGCAGCAAAGAGCCAGAGUUUAAGAACUUUAAAAAAUCGAUGAUCAUCGAACGUAGCGGUCGGAAGAUUGGGCUGAUCGGAGUCAUCCUUCAGACGACGUACGAUAUUGCCAAUACGGGUAAUCUGAUUUUCGCUGACGAGUCGGAAACCGUGCGAGAGGAAGCGGAGCUGUUGAAACAGCAGGGUGCCAACAUCAUUGUGGUGAUUUCACACUGCGGUUUGGAUGUGGAUAUGAUUAUCGCGGAAAAAGCUGGCUCCGAUAUUGAUAUUAUCGUUGGCGGUCAUUCGCAUACGUUCUUGUACACUGGCGAUCACCCGACGAUUCCGGGCACGGCGCAGGGGGAAUACCCAACGGUCGUUACGCAGUCCGGUGGGCACAAGGUGCUAAUCGUGCAAGCCGCUGCCUAUACCAAGUUUGUGGGCGACAUUGUGCUGUUCUUCGACGAGGCGGGAAUCAUUCAACGCUGGGAAGGCAAUCCGGUUUACUUGGGAGCCGAUGUGGUGCAAGACCCGGAGGUCGUGCAAGCCUUGAUCCCGUGGAAAUAUGCCGUUGAAGAGCAGGGCAGCCGCAAAGUUGGAUCCUCCGUCGUUGAUCUGCUCAAAUCGAACUGCAAUGUGGCCGAGUGCAACCUGGGAAGCUUGCUUGCCGAUUCGAUGGUUGCGGCUUUCAUCCCGUUGGCCGAUCCGGGUCACUGGACGUACGGUGCGAUUGCCGUGCUGGCCGUUGGAGGCAUCCGUGUGAGCAUGUUCAAAGGAGCCAUCAACUAUGGUAGCCUGAUGGAGGUGAUCCCGUUCGAAAAUGCACUGGUUUGCGUGGAGCUACGGGGUGACUAUCUGCUUGGUGUGCUGGAGUAUUCGGUGGAAAAAUCCUGGGACGAAGAUAAAUUCAACGGUGCCAACAUGCUGCAGGUAGCUGGUCUUAGGGUGGAAUACAACGUCACUAAGCCCAUCGGCGAACGGGUCCUAUCGGCCGAAGUACGCUGCUAUGAUUGUAUGGUUCCUUCGUACAGCCCAUUGAAACCGUUGAAGUAUUACCGUGUGAUCACUAAUUCCUUCUUGAUUGAUGGAGGCGAUGGGUUUCACAUAUUUCCGCAGCAUGGUCGCAACAAGCGGUUCGGACCAAUCGACAGUGUGGCGUUUGAAGAUUAUGUCAAAAAGCGCUCUCCGGUGAUACAGGGAAUUGACGGCAGGAUAAAGGUUUACACGUAGAUAAGACAAUUGUAAAUUGUUGGCGACCAUUCGGCGGUAGUCCGGUGACGAGUCGGGAAGACAAUCUAUCGAAUGUAGUGAUAAGAGCGUAUGUGUAUUUAUCGGGAAGGACGGAAAUAAAAAAAUGCUGAUUUUAAGCUUGAGUGACAAUGAA
Ochlerotatus camptorhynchus is the source of this 1891-nucleotide messenger RNA. Its product is annotated as apyrase-like. Gene Ontology annotation, biological process: AMP catabolic process. Lineage: Eukaryota; Metazoa; Arthropoda; Insecta; Diptera; Culicidae. Gene Ontology annotation, molecular function: nucleotide binding; metal ion binding; 5'-nucleotidase activity. The record is from RefSeq and is a predicted model, not a curated record. The transcript has 3 exons. Gene Ontology annotation, cellular component: plasma membrane. Bases 100 to 1737 code for a protein of 545 amino acids.